Diaporthe citri is the source of this 1314-nucleotide messenger RNA. RefSeq lists its product as uncharacterized. NCBI's taxonomy places the organism in Eukaryota, Fungi, Ascomycota, Sordariomycetes, Diaporthales, Diaporthaceae. The record is from RefSeq and is a predicted model, not a curated record. Bases 1 to 1314 code for a protein of 437 amino acids. The transcript is spliced from 5 exons.
AUGAGAUCUGGGCAAGCACCCGAUGGCUUCUUGCAGGCCCUGGCCUCACUUGCUGUCUCGGCGACAAACAACCAGAGCACGCCGGGGAGCUUCCUCAACAAGGUGGUGGAGAGGACCUUGUCCGGUCUGAAGGCUACUUCGCCCGAGCUUAUACAACAACUCAAGCUUGGCGAGCCGCUGGGGAGAGUUCUCCCGACGGUGAGGUGGCAGCAUGUUGCAGAUCGGGAUGGCCUUCAGGGUAGACCGCUCUGGGCCGCUGUCGACGGCAAGGUUUAUGAUAUUUCAGAUCUGGGCGACGAGCGCAUAAGAAACUUGAUUAGAUGCAAUGGCGGCCGAGUUCCCGUGCAAGAGCUCGCUGCACUGGACGGGGUCAAUGUGGACGCCGUCUUCGACAGAAUCACUCAAGACAUGUGUGCGAAGCUGGCCGAGACUGUCCACGCACAGGGUCCUGUGCCCAAUGCCGAGAUGCUAUUUACAGAAAAGGAAUUCGCAUGUUACAUUUACCCAGAGGAGGGAAUAUAUACGAUGAUAAGGGGCGACGUGUACGACAUGACAGAAGAGUUUGCUCGAUAUCAUCGAAACGCUGACCGCUGCAUCGAGGACUAUGACUACCUCCGGAUCGGACGAAUGGUCGAGGAGACCACUCCAGAUCAGCUAGCCGAGCACGAGGUCGCGGUGAACGGGAUGGUCUAUGAUUUGAGACCCCUGUGGGAGUGGGAGGACCUGCCUGAGAACCAUCCCAUCUUCACAGAAGGCGUCAGCGACGACUACGGCACGGACAUCUCGCACAGGCUGCGCGUCCCACGGCCACCUGGAGGACUAUUGCAGCUGCUCGGCCGGCGGGACCUGAUAGUGGCGAAGCUGUCGAGCGUCGUCGACGUGUACCUAGACGAGCUGGCCGAGAACGACGGCUCAGAGGUCCCGCCAGAGGGGGGAGACGACGGUGACGCCGCCGCACAAAGGCCAGCCCCGGUUCCUUACCGUCGGCCUGCGUGGGUGAGCUGUGGAGGUGAAGUCUAUGAUAUGACAUCCGUGUGGAAGUACGGUCCAGCCCCCAUGCGAGCGUGGAUCGACCAGUGGAAAGGCAAACAAGUCCCGCCGAGCGACUUCACACAGCGCCUGGCGCAGGACUACGGCUGCCGGAUAUUUGGGAGGCUGGUGAGGGGCUUCGAGACGCGCCCGCCCAACCUGAAGCGCGCUGCCGAUGAUGACGGUGACGACGCCGGCGGCGACGACGCCUUCGACCCGGACCGGGAUGACGGCCGGAUCAAACGGGGCCGUGUAGAUUGGAACGUGCUCGCUAUCGUUUGUUGA